Messenger RNA from Pollicipes pollicipes, 7749 nucleotides. It is a transcript of the gene Nckx30C, whose product is annotated as solute carrier family 24 member Nckx30C. The annotation marks the transcript as partial. Gene Ontology annotation, biological process: intracellular calcium ion homeostasis; calcium ion transmembrane transport. NCBI's taxonomy places the organism in Eukaryota, Metazoa, Arthropoda, Thecostraca, Pollicipedomorpha, Pollicipedidae. The transcript has 8 exons. Gene Ontology annotation, molecular function: calcium channel activity; calcium, potassium:sodium antiporter activity. Gene Ontology annotation, cellular component: plasma membrane. The record is from RefSeq and is a predicted model, not a curated record.
CUGCCCGGCCGCCGCCUGCUGGCAGAUCCCACACCCUCGCAGGCGCCGCCCAAGAAGGACAACCUCUUCCCGGAUGACCUCUUCACGCCCGACCAGCUGCGCAAGGGCGCCAUCACACUGCACAUGCUCGGCAUGAUCUACAUGUUCGUGGCGCUGGCGAUCGUGUGCGACGAGUUCUUCGUGCCGUCGCUGGACGUUAUCACGGAGAAGCUGAACAUUAGCAACGACGUGGCGGGGGCGACGUUCAUGGCCGCCGGAGGAUCAGCGCCGGAACUGUUCACCAGCAUCAUCGGCGUGUUCAUAGCCAAGAACGACGUCGGGAUCGGCACCAUCGUCGGCUCGGCUGUGUUCAACAUCCUGUUCGUCAUCGCCAUGUGCGUGAUCUUCAGCCGGACUGUCCUGGAACUGACGUGGUGGCCUCUCUUCCGCGACGUCAGCUUUUACAGCGUGGCUUUGAUUCUCCUCAUGGUGUCCUUGGAAGACGCGGCCGUCCAGUGGUGGGAAGCGCUCAUCCUGUUCGGCUGGUACUUGGUGUACUGCGUCUUUAUGAAGUUCAACGCGGGUGUCGAGCGUUGGGUCAAGACGCACAUCGUAGGCAAGCGGGUUAGUCGAGUGAGAAGCACUGACCAUCUGGUCAGCAACCUGCAGCCGGGCAGCCAGCAGGGCUUGCCCAGGAGACCGUCCACUCCGAUCAUCCACUCCGGCUCCAAGUUCCGGCAGGGCCUGCUGCAGCUGAUGAUCCACUCCAUCGACCCCAUGCACAACGGGAAAGUGGAUGAAAAGGCAACUCAGCUGCAUGCCAUAGCAUCGCUGAAGGUGCUGUUGGACACCACAAAACAGGACCUGAAGGAGGGAAAAAUGCAGGUGUCCGACAUCGAGGGCGCGCGACCCGACCUGCUGAGCGGCCGCGGCUCGCAAGAGACAGAGCUGACCAACGUCGACUCGCUCAAUUCGUCCACCGAGUUCGGCUCGGCCAGCGUCAACGCCAUCACCACGGCCAACGGCUCCGUCACGCCCGCCGUCCAGACGCCCAACGAGCCGCCGACCCUGGAAGACGAGGACGCCCAGAAGCCGAUCGACCUGAGCUGGCCCGACACCACCCGCAAGCGCAUAAUCUACGUGCUGGUGGCGCCUAUCGUAUUCCUGCUCUGGAUCACGCUUCCUGACUGCAAGUCGCCCAGGGGGCGACGUUUUUUCUUCAUCGCCUUCCUCGGGAGCAUAAUCUGGAUCGCCAUCUUCUCCUACAUGAUGGUGUGGUGGGCCAUUACAGUCGCUGACGUCAUGGAAAUUCCUCCCGAGGUGGUGGGGCUGACUGUGCUGGCUGCUGGCACCUCCGUGCCGGACCUUAUCACCAGCGUCAUCGUGGCCAGGAAGGGAUUCGGCGACAUGGCCGUGUCAUCCUCCGUUGGCAGCAACAUCUUCGACAUCUGCGUCGGGUUGCCGGUGCCCUGGAUGCUGGACGCCCUGGCGAAGACGAUUGGCCAGCUGUCGCGGCAGGAGACCGUCAACGUCCUGCCCACAAAAGUCGACUCGGAAGGCAUGAACUGCAACAUCCUCUGCCUGUUCAUCAUGCUCAUGUUCGUCAUCAUCAGCAUCGCGUGCUUCAGGUGGAGGAUGCACAAGGGACUCGGCGUGGUCAUGUUUCUUUUGUAUUUCAUAUUCUUGGCGGUGGCCCUGAGCUUUGAGUUCGACCAGCUGGUCUGCGAUAUUUAGUGCAAGUAUCUACCGCGAGAGCGGCACGGUGUCGACGUGAAAUGGUGUCCGGAAAGUGCGGGGUGACAUUGCUCGCUUUCCUAAAGCACCACAUACGCGAUAGACUCACACGCAUCAACACAAUUCACACAAAUCUUUGUAUUAUUACCCGAGUGCACAGGCAUGUAGGUGCACAGCCGCGCUCGGGUGCUGGGCGUAGUUGUACACCCGGCUGUACUUGGGUGGUGCCCACCAGAGCAUCCUGACCUACCUGAAAUCGUUUUUGGGUGGGCCUCCAGACUCUCAGGUCAUUUAGCGUCCUGCUCACAUCAGAGCAGCUGGCCCCCCACCAGACAGCUGUUGACUGAACUCGCGUGCGAGACUGCGCCCGGACUGAGGGGCCACCCGCCGGACAGCUGCCGAAUGAACUCGGGUGCAAGACUGCGCCCGGACUGAAGGGCCACCCAUCGGACAACUGCUGAUUAAACUCACGUGCGAGACUGCUCCCGGACUGAGGGGCCACUUACCGGACAGCUGCUGACUGACCUCACGCGCGAGACUGCGCCCGCACUGAGGGGCCACCCAUCGGACAGCUGCUGACUGAACCCACGUGCGAGACUGCGCCCGUACCGAGGCGACGAUUCCGUGGUGGAGCCCCGGGUUCCGAGCGUUCACUUGACACUGCGCCGGGGACUGUCACACUCGGUCGGCACCUGGUAACGGGAGUGCCAUCGCCCUGUCAGCCCUCCAUCAGAUUCGAGUCGCUUUCUCGGCUCUCCGACGCCUUCGGGUCGCACACGGGACUCGCCGUCGAAAUCGAGUUGCUCAAGCGGCUCUCCGUCUAAAUCGAGUUGUUCACUUGGAUCUCUGUCGAGGUUGAACCGCUCGCUCGGAUGUCACGUCCGAGUCACUCGCCCGGUCGUCCGUCAAGAUGCAGGUAUUCUCUCCUCUCUCCGACGAGACUGAGUCACUCGCCCGGUUCUCGAUAGAGAUGGAGUAGGUCUCUUGGCUCUCCGUCGAGAUCGAGCCGUUCGGCCAGGUCUCCCCGUCGGAAAUCGAUCUGCUCGGUCCGUUUCCGUCGAAAAUCGAUUCGCUCGCUCCGUGCUAGUCGAGAGUCGAUUUGCUCCAUCGGUCUCCGUCGAGAACCUGCUCGCUCGCUCGGUUCUCCGUUAGUGAUGUGUCAUUUACUUGGCGCUCGGCUGUUGUGUGGGACACUCCCCGAACAGUCCCCGCAACCGGGGCAGUCACUCAUCGCUCGAGGGAAGUCCGCGCACACUCAUGCGAUAGUCCUCCAGAGUAUAAGUCACUAGCUCCGCGUGUUGUGCUACUCACUUGAUCCUCCUCCUCCGGCGGCUCGGAGACUGCUAGCGCGAGUUGGCCAUUGUGCAGUGAGCAUUGGUCUCAUAUAUCCUCUGCGGCUGGACGAGCUCGUUAUUCCGGCGCCACGUUCCGCGCCUCGUGACCUAAGCGAUGAUCACGCCCGCUGGUCAGGUAUUAUCUUUUCGUGAAGCCCUGUCCGCUGGCGCAUUAUUGACUAGCUCAGAGUGCCUGUGACUGUUUCAGCAUGCGCUUUGUUAGUGAUAUGAGACUCGAUUCGGAUUCGUCCGGUUCCAUGGCGUGUGUGUGUGCGUGUGUGUGUGUGUGUUGUCGGUGAUUUAGUGCGAUCAGUGCAGUGACUUUUAAUUUUCUAACUAAAGCGUGUGGUAGUUUAAACUGGCUUCCAAAAAAUGUUGUCCAGGACACAAACCAGUAGUGCCACUGGGGGUACUCUAUGCCCCGGCUAUGGCCUCGAGCGGGAUAUGAACUUUCCGUUCUACAGCUUAUAGACAUAGCUCAAAGAUUCUCGGAAAAUUUCCCCAAGUGCUUCUCGUCUGCCAUGAAAAUUUCAACCAGCCAUAUAUCAACGUUUCCUUUCUGUUUUAUUUACUUAUGUUGUUUUUUAUUUCGUUAGGUACUUCUUAUUCACAACUCACAACAUUACAUGUGGCAGAAAGCUUUCCACCACGGUUGCUUUCCUGUUCGUUAUGUGUUCAUUUUAUGCAUAAACGUGUAUUUUAAGACCUAUAUAUAUAUAUAUAUAUAUAUAUAUAUACAGACAGAUGGAUAGAGACCUUCGUAGAAGGCACGCAUUAUUAUGUAUAUCGGGUGUUUUGUGUUUGCCCUUUUCAUGCCCGGCUACGAAUGCGCUGUGAAAUGGGUAGCUCUUAUUCAGAAAAUAACCGACCUUAAGUGCUGGAGGAAAUACUGGUAAACGACGUUAUCAAGCAAGCAUUGGCUAUAUUGAAAGAUUCUUACCUCAAAACGUUUUAACCAGCACUUCCCGGCGUGUUGACGGCUGAUCAGUAACGGAAUAAAAAGCCCCGAUUCACAAUGCCAAAAAAGAGCCAGGAGGUAAAGGCGUUUCUUGCUUAUUUUCUUACUUAUGCCAAGCCGUUAGUGCAAUAUUAUAGUUCAUUAUUGCUUCAGAACGCAGCUUCCGGCACUGGGUCUGCUGCCGACUGGUGACUUGCAUACAGUGCUGUGGUACCUGUAGGUAGUUAUCCCGCGUAGUGGCCAGGUUAACCAGAUCCCCUCACGGUGAGGAAACCAAGGCGAGGACUUCGCCAGUGCACCGGCUCGCCGGCCCCCAGUUGAAAGCUUUCCGACAUCCGCCGGUCCCUCGGCAGACCUGUGUCAGAGUUGAGACGCAUGUUGCAGUGGGUCUGAGGCUUUCCUCAUGCUGGUGCGCGCGAUGCUGUGAUGAGAGAUGGGAGGGUUGUAUGCGCUGUCAGGCGUGUUUUGUAGCGAUUUCUCUGGGAUUCGUACGAGGCAUAUUCGAGGUUGACGUGGGAUUACGAAUUGACUCGCAGAUGCGUUAGGUUGCAAGAGCCGUGAACUGUCCUCACAGUAUGCCUGCCGUAGGCAUGCUGGCAUAUAGCAACAUCUACAAAGGCAAGCGUGUCUUUGUGUUGGCGCUCGGACGCGUAUGGAUUUACAAGAAUAUGAUGUUGGUGCUAACGUGCUGAAGAUAACGUUAAUAUUAUGGUAUUCCGCUUUAAGUCAGUUUAUCAUCGUUGGCUAGGAUUACUUUGGCUCUUCACUUCGCGUGCAUCGCGUCCUUCUACCGGUUGAAGCAUGUUAUCCGCAUUACGAACCAUAGCGCCGGCCUUCAAACCAUUCCGCUUUUUAUUUUCCUUUCGGCCCUCUCCAGAGAUAUGCCCAGAUAGAGUGGCGAGGGUCGCCGCGCGCCGCGCUAAGCGCUCACAGCUCUCCCUCUGUCCAGAUAACGGGACAGGUCUAUUUUGGGGGCCUGCACAACAAGCCCGGGUGGCUACAAUGGAUUUAAACGGAUUACGGUCCGGUGCGCCAGACAUGGGCCUCCAGACUCUCAGGUGGUGCUUUCAACGGGCUGGAGACGAAAGGACUAGAUGAGGACGGCAUGAAGUGCCGGGUCAGAAACUCAGCUUCUUGUUCUGAACAGGGCAGCCUGUUAAUUUACCUCGAUGUCUUGUUUCGUCGGCAGACCUGCAAUUUUCAUGGGAAGCUGCACUCUAAUGCUCAUGGAAAUGAGGAUAUUAAAUAGCAUGAUACUCACGAUUGAGAGUUUGAGAUCUUUUAGUUGCGUACUGAGACCGUGACCUGAUGGGAUUGCGCGCUGCCUCCUUUUAUUGGGAGGACUUUUGCCUACGUGUGAGCGGUUAAAUUAAUGGUCCGUUGCGCGUUUGCAACAGUGGCGUUGACUAUGCUGAUUUGUGUCAGAGAAUGUGCGAUACAGGAAGCCCCUGAGCCAUAAAACAUGUAGGAGAAGGACAAAUGAGCUGUGCCGGAGAGAUUUGAGGUGGUGCUGGUCAUAGCUGUCUGAGAGAUAUGUGUGCAAAUGCGCGAACAAUUCCUCGGUGGGUUUUGUUACGCCGUGAUAUUUACUGGCGCCGCAUUGUUGGGCCAGUUUGUCCGAGACGUUUAAUGUUUCUGCUGUUAAUUGCUCCCUAUAUUUAAUGUAAGUUAGCUGUGCUCUGAUAUCUGAAGUCCUGUGACCUAAUAUUUUCGGAAGCCAUUGCAUGGCCACAACUGUUGUGAGAUGGAUGUAACGAAACCGCUGGUUUGAGGCGCGUGGCAUCACUAACGUUGCGUCUAAUGCACACUGCGUUGAGGUCGUUUCUGGGCGGAUUCAUGGCACCACCUAUGUGACAGAAGUACGUAUACCUCGCACAUGUCACAUGAUGCACCCCACACGCGCGUCGAUUUUGUGACUUUGCUCGGCUAGCCUGGUGAUUCUGUAUACAAAAAUUGUGCAUGCCAUUCGAGCGGGCGCGACAAUCCACCUUUUAUUCCCAGGCACUGGCAUUCUAUCACUAUGGCGAACAGCGAUGGUUGGUCACGUAGCUGCGUUGGUUUGCUAUUUAUUGCGCAGUCCAGCCUUGCUGCGGUUGAGAGGGGUCCUGGUGGCAAGACCAUCAGGUGUUGAGAUCGGGACACCGUCAGAACACGACUUUGGGGUCCGGGGGUGUUCAUGUAUGAAUAGGCCGUGGGUGCCCAGAAGGUGGUCGCGGGUCUCAAACCAACGUCACGUAUAGAAAUUCAUAUUCGUAUUUUUUAGGUCCGGCGCUGUCUUUGUGCGGAAUCUGUGCCUGUGAGAUCAGGGUCGAUUUCCCAUGGUCCAUGUUUUUGUCUCCUGGUGUCAGACGCGUAUUUCUCGGAUCAACUGGUGGUUUUUAUGUCACCUUCCUGUCCAGCUUCUGACAUCACAUCGCUGUGCGCAUUCAGACUUCUCGGAGUUGUACUGCAGGCCUGGUAUGAAAAUACCGAGCUUUUGAGCUGGUUUCGGUUUCACUGAGUGGUUUCUCAGUUACAGCUUUCCUUUCUUGGCUGUGGGAUGUGACUCGAGGUUCUGGGAGGUAAAUAAAGACCGGAUCCGAUUCGAAACCGGGUCUCCCCUGACUCCCCUGUCACGUGACCCGAGGACUGCCGUGACGUUUUUCGGACCGGAGUAUCAGACCCGGCCCUGGACCUCGAGCCGAGGGUUAGCCAGCCAUUCAUUGGGUGCCGCGUCGACCUGGGGUGCGGCUUAUUUUAGGCGGGCUGGUCACCUAGCAGCUGUGAUUCUGUACGAGACGAAGCGAGAGUGAAUGACGUGGGGUGGCGCGUGACUGGGUUGGUUCGCCUUUGUGAAGCGUCCGCCGUUGUUUUUGACGACGCUCCGGCCGCCCCGGCCGGCGGGAGGAAGACUGUAGUGACGUUACAGCCAUAUGCAUGUGUACCAACUACGAUACACAGACAAUGGCGAAACAUUAGCUAGAUUCUUUCGAUGUUGUCAUUGGACUUCACGUCUUCAAUAUUCCCUGUCGGCUGAUUCGUGCUACGCCUUUGUGAUGACUCCAGCGUGCUCCUGGCAAUGUCACGGAACUUCUCCGGCACGCAUCACACACGCGGAACUUUGAGACUAGAGCUCCCGUUUCGCACGUUCUGCCUCCACCAUUGAAAACUCUGCUGUGCUCUGGCUCGUUGUACCUCUACCGCUUCUUAGCUGUGGGUUGGUAUUGGAGGCAUGUGGCACUCAAUGUUUCGUUCUCAGUGGCCGAUUAUUACCGAGUUGUCUAUUAUGCUCCAGGAGCAAGAUACAAUGUUAACUUUACUGGGCGUGUUUGUUGUGUUGCUUUAUGUUAUUGUGCACAAAGUCUCACAAGCAGUUGAGCUUAGGCAAUCCCAGAACUGAGACCCGCUCAAUGCUAUUUUCUGUAUAUAAGAUACUGACCAUAUCUGUCGCUGAAGCCAAGUAUAAUGUCCCUUUUCAACGAUAUGCUUUCUUGAGAGUUAUAUUUCGGUGAAGAAGAUUAACAUGACAUCUGUUAUAUAGCUGACGUCCUUCCUCUACCUCCCCAUUACUAAACUGAUCGCAAUUACGCGAUGUUUGUAUCAUUCUCUGAUCGGACAACUGGCCAGGCACAGCUGUGUACAUGUACAUGUGUGUGGAGAUAUAGACUAUUUUGUAGCGAGAUGAUAACCCAUGCGUUCGUUGUUCAUUAGAUAAUAUAUACUGUUUGCUGUUACUUUGCUGUUGGUAUCCAAAUAAAGUUGCGU